AUGAAGCUUUCUCUCUCUUUUGCUCUGGCCGCCUUGGUCGCCGUGUCAUCAGCGCACAAGGUCUCCUUCAAGAAAUACAAGCAACCACACAACCCCCUCCAACGUCGCUCACCCCAAUACUCACCCUCAGAUCUACAAAUCAGCGUCGACUCCGAGGUUUCCGACAAGAACUCGUUCGAUCUCAACUCUGUCCAUGAUCUAAUUUACAUUGCCAACAUUACUGUUGGCGGCAUUGAUUAUCCCGUUCAACUCGACACUGGCUCCUCUGAUUUAUUCAUCAAGGGCGACACCCACCCUCUCCCCAAUGUCGCGUCUACAGUCAGUCCGCCCCAUAUGCUUGCUCUGCGGUGUAUUGAUCCUGCUGAAACAGUCCCUUACCUUGAACCUUACCGUGAGUAUUCCAAAUGCUAUGUUGGCCAGAACGCGACUGGAACUAUGAUGCAUCAGUAUGCGAUUGGUUGGGCGUACGGAAACAUCGCCCAUGCGCCAGUGGAAUUUGUUGGCAUUGCCGUCCCUUCACAAGCUCUAAUCGAUGCAACCUCGGUCAGGAACCCCGCUCUCACCUUCGGGGCACAAGGGAUAGCAGGAUUGGGCUUCACCAGAAUGUCGCACAUCGAUAUGACGCUCAACGACACUCAAUCCUCAGCCGGCCGCACCCUCCUAUUCAACCUGUUCGAGGCCAAUCCCUCCGAACCCAACUUCAUUGCAUUCGCAUUACAGCGAGGAGCCGAUCCAGAUGACGAGGUUGACGGUACCUUCUCCAUUGGCGAGAUCGAGCCUCAAUACUCCGCUGUCAUGGGUAACGCCAAGAUAUCUACAUGGCCUAUCAAUUCGCCUUACAGGUGGAAUGUGCUCCUGGAUGCUCUCAUCGUCAACGACACAAUCACCGUACCCACAACACAGGUUGUAGGAGCGCCAAGCAACAAGGCGGUCGUUCUGAUGGACAGUGGGUCCUCCUAUUCAUAUGCGCCGAAGUCCAUUGUGGAUGCUAUCUAUAGUGGUGUUGACGGUGCUACAUAUGAUCCCGCCGCUGGAUAUUGGAAAGUCCCUUGCUUCGCUGAAGUCAACAUGGCACUGCAAAUAGGUGGGCAAGUCUUCCCUGUCCACCCUUUGGAUGUCAACCCCACUUUGGCUGCCGACCCAACAACGUGCAUUGGAUCAUUUAUCCCUCAGGCGCUAUCCAUUGGAAAUGACUUCGAUUGGCUCAUUGGAGACAACUUCUUGCGGUCUGUAUAUUCCCUCUAUGACUUCGGCGAUUUUGAGGACGAUGGAAGUAUGGGUAAUCCAUACAUGAAGCUCCUGUCAAUCAUCGAUGCCGACGAAGCGUCUGUCGCCUUCCACGAACUUCGCGGCGGUACACCCAGGACGAACAUCACUUUCACAGGCCUUGACGGCAUCCACGUUGCUCCCUCCUUCUCCAUCUCCACCGACAUCUCUGAAUCCCUCGAAUUGAUUGGCAAGUUCGUCCCAGCUAUGUUGGCCAUCGUGGCCCUCAACGCCCUCAUCUUGAUUGUGUGCUGCAUUGUCUGGCUUGUGUCGUUCUUGCGCAAACGCCGAAACCGUGCAUUUGCCCGCACGCCUCGCGCUCGCAUGAGUCCUAUGCCCAUGAACGCCAGACACAGCUACAUCGCAGGCUCUGAGCCCGAGCGUUCACCCAUUACACCCCAUGUCUACGAGCCUGUCUCCAUGGCUCUGACCGAAGACACUUUCGUGCCUCCGUCACCUGCCUUCCUCCGAUUCGACAAGGAUGGAAGCAAGCUUUCUCCGGGCGAUAGGCCGAAAUCCGUCGCGUAG
Molecule: messenger RNA, 1794 nt
Organism: Cyclocybe aegerita
Lineage: Eukaryota; Fungi; Basidiomycota; Agaricomycetes; Agaricales; Hemipholiotaceae
Source: the annotation of a GenBank genome assembly